UGGGAUACCGCGUCGUGUGACCAGGGCGUGGGCACGUGACUCUCCACGCAACGAUUUUUAAACAUUUUUUAAUUUUUACGAAACAGGAGUUAUGAUGUGACGGAAUGGAGGAAUCUUCGGAUGACCACCCCUAACUGCCCUCAUUUACCAUCAUGAGGCACAACCAGACCCGUGCUCAGAAUCCCUCUUCGGUCACCGUUCAGGUGAAGCCAGGGGUUUCAAAAUUGUCACAUCAGGGCCGGGAUUUGGUUUCUCGGAAGCCACGGCUGCACGAGAGGGGUGAAGGGGAAUCCAGUAAGAUGUCAAAAGUCUCAAAGGAGGUUCCGUUUGUCGUACAGCACCAGGAGUUGGAAGCAUUUCUUAAACUUCUCGAUGACGAGAUGAUUCAGGAUUUCCUCUGGAUGGACAGUUGCUGCCGAAUUGCAGAUAAGUAUUUACUGGCCAUGGUGCUGACUUACUUCAAACGUGCAGAGCUUCACAUCAGUCAGUACUCCAGAAUGAACUUCUUCUUGGCGCUGUACCUGGCAAAUGACAUGGAGGAAGAUGAGGAACAAUACAAGUAUGAGAUAUUUCCAUGGGCAUUGGGUGACAACUGGAGGAAGCUUGUGCCGAAAUUCCUCAAAUUGCGGCUGGACCUGUGGGCUCAAAUGGAUUACAAGGCGGCAGUCAGCCGGCGAUGCUGUGAGGAGGUGAUUGCCACUAUCCCUUGCCAUUAUAUUUGGCACAGAGACCGCCCAGUUCAUCACAGUGGUGCAAUCAGAAGCUACCUGCAGAAAGAAACAGUACCUUACCCCCAGGGGCCCAGUGGGACACCACCAUUCUGCACACUCUGCAGUCGCUACCGGUGCUACUUGGACCUUGAUUCGGAUUCUUCAUCUUCUUCCCCAGAGGACACUGUCUUGUUGGAUGGUGACUGGCCCCAAGAUCUAUUGAUAUUGUCACCAGCUGUCCUGAUAGACCAUGGAAUAGAAGUCCUACAGGAAGCUUUGGUCAGUACCACACCUGAUGGACAAGAUUACAGCUGGUGCAUGUAGAGUGGUGACCGGUGUGCCUGCCUACAGCUGGACCCUUUUAGCUUUGACACAUGCCAGCACUGGUGUUUCUAUUACUUAACCCUGUUGAGCAUUUUUAUGAUCUGAUGCACUUUAUGAUUUUUUUUCCCCCUGUCUGGCUGCCAGCUCCCUCCCCCUUGUGAGACUGAGGCCAGGAAGGGAGUUGUUAGCAACUGAACUUUAAAUGGUUACACUCAAAUGUUAAGACAUUUGUUUGCAAUUGAAUGUAUAUUUAUUGCUGUGGAGAUGAUUAAUGUAUAGAAUAAAUAUUGGCAGAUGAA
Molecule: messenger RNA, 1333 nt
Organism: Hemiscyllium ocellatum (epaulette shark)
Lineage: Eukaryota; Metazoa; Chordata; Chondrichthyes; Orectolobiformes; Hemiscylliidae
Product: speedy protein A-like
Exons: 7
Coding region: 153-1034 (293 amino acids)
Biological process (GO): positive regulation of cyclin-dependent protein serine/threonine kinase activity
Molecular function (GO): protein kinase binding
Source: RefSeq, a predicted model, not a curated record